UAGAUGCACGCCCGCGGGUCCAGGUCUUCGAGUUCAGGUCUUCGAGUUCAGGGAAGCGGCUGCGGCGGACGUCUUAUCAUUCAGCUGGCGUUUACGCACAGCCCGAGCACCGAUGGCCGCGAAGCAUGUCAAGCCCAACUUCAGUCCGUCUCAGGUGUCCGAGAUGGUGGAGAGGCUCUUCGGGCGGACGCCAUCGGAAAUCCGCUCGCUGCCCAGCUACGAUGACCAGAACUUCCACGUGGCGGCUGCGGGCGGUGGCGAGUACGUCCUGAAGAUCAUGAACUCGGCGGACAGCGGGAGCCCCGUCCUGAUCGAGCUGCAGACAUGCGCCAUGUCUUUCCUGAACCGCAGCGGACUUCCUGCCCAAACAGCCCUGCCCACGACCUCAGGGCAGCUCAUGAGUCUGGAGGAAAUUGAUUGUGGCUACGGCUGUCAGAAGUACCUGGUGCGGCUGUUGACUUAUUUGCCCGGAACUACAAUUUCCAAGGUUUCUUACACACCGCAGUUAUUGUAUGAAACCGGCAAGACAGCAGCCACAAUGGACAAAAUCCUGCAAGAGAUGGAACACCCUAAUCUUAGCGUUCUGCAGAGGGAGAAGUUCAUAUGGAGUCUCUCAAACAUUACCCUUCUGGAAACAUACAUCGAUAUAUUGGAUGGAGAUCCUCUUCAGGAGGUUAUAAAGUCUGUCAUUCAUCAGUACAAGACCUCUGUGCUCCCGAAAUACUCCAGUUUCCGCAAGUGCAUUAACCACGGUGACUUCAAUGACCUCAACGUGCUUGUGCAACCUGAUGAGAGUGGUGGCUACAAGAUUUCUGGCAUCCUUGACUUUGGGGACAUGCACAGUGGCUACUACAUCCAUGAGCUAGCCAUCACUAUCAUGUACAUGAUGAUGGAGCACCCUAAUCCCAUUGAGGUGGGUGGACCUGUCCUUGCAGGCUGGGAAAGUGUCCUUCCCCUCAACAAGGCAGAGAAAGAAUGUCUGUAUGUGCUGGUGCUGUCCCGCUUCUGCCAGUCUAUGGUUUUAUCUCGUUACACUGUGACCUUGCAUCCAGAAAAUGCAGAGUAUCUGAUGAUUUCAUCCAGGAAGGGCAGACCCAUUCUCCGUCAACUCUGGGAGCUCGGAGCGGAGCAGGUGGAGAAGGUGUGGUUUCAGAGUGCUGUUCAGUUCAGUGACAGGACAUGAGGAGUAUGUGAGGGAAGCCAUUCACAAAUUUCAAUGCACAAUAGAAUGAUCGACUGAGCCUUUUUUCCAAAUAAAUUGCCUUUUUUAGGAUCACCGGUUGAAAAUGAUAGAUUGUAUUUUCACAGUUAAAAUAAUUCACAUAUUACCCAUGAUAUUGAAACAUAUUGAAAUAGGGACACUGCAGUGUGUCUGAAUUGGAGAUGGGUAGUUUAACAAAAACUGUAUGCAACAGGAAGUACUGAUAAUGAAUGGUAACAAUGGAUAAUGUGCUGUAAAAGCAAAAGUCAUGAAACUGAAUGACAAGCACGAGAGCAUGUAGGACAGAGUGCUGCAUAGCGAGUAACACUAUCAUGUAUAAUGAGGAAACACCAAAGGCAGGGUGAAUAUUUAAAAACUCAGAGUAGCAAGUCAAAAAUUCACAAUAGAAAAAUAAGACAAUAAUAGAAAAGUGAAGUGUGAAAAAAGAUAGUAAAACACUAAAAUAGAGAUUGAUCGAAGUGAGUAAAACCAGAAAUAAAAAGGUAGGUUACUAAAAGGAACCAAAAUUAAUUAUAUAGCCUUUAGACGAGCAUUCAACCAUGCUUACAAUAAGAUUCUCUAUGGGUAAGAUAAGAUUUGAGGCAAUAAAAGCAGUAACAGAGAGGCCAAUCAGACUGAAGUCUGUCUAAAAGAUUUGAGUGUUCCAUGGUAGCAAAGGCUCUGUUAAAGUCAAGUAGUACUAAUACGGAGGGUUUUUUCAUAUCCAUGUUGGACCAAACACUACAGUAUAAAUACAUAAGGUAAAACUUUGUUUUUUCAUCUGGUUUUCUUCUGGUUUGCCAGGCAAAAGGACAAAUUUUAUGCUCAGGUCACAUUGAGUCAGGUUGACUAAAUUGCAAUAACUCAUAGGUUCAGAUUAGCAGUCCUGCAAUAUUGUCUGUUGUCCAUACAUUGGGAAAUUUACUUUACCAAAACUUUUAAAAUGUCUGGUUGAUACUUUAACUGGAUCCAAAUGUUAACGGUUUAAUACUUUAUACCGUUCAAUAAUCUCUCAAUAAACAAAAAAACAAUUUCUUAGAGA
Molecule: messenger RNA, 2243 nt
Organism: Xiphias gladius (swordfish)
Lineage: Eukaryota; Metazoa; Chordata; Actinopteri; Istiophoriformes; Xiphiidae
Gene: hykk.2
Product: hydroxylysine kinase, tandem duplicate 2
Exons: 5
Coding region: 113-1183 (356 amino acids)
Molecular function (GO): amino acid kinase activity
Source: RefSeq, a predicted model, not a curated record